AUGAAUAAUAUUUUCCUUCUUUUUUGUUUCAUUUCACUCAUUCUCUCUGCUCCAUUUUCAUUUACUUUUUUCUUUCUUGCCGAUUUUUCUUCAACUUCUUUAAAAUAUUCUAAUUUCCCUUACUCUCUCUCUCUCUCUCUCUCUCUCUCUCACGUACGUGCGCGAUUUGACUCCCUAUCUUUCUCUUUCUAUCUCCCUCUUUCCCUAUCUCUUACUCUCUACUUUUCUUUCUUUUUCUCACUUUCUUUUUUUCUACGUCCUCUCUCUCUCUCUCUCUCUCUCUCUAUCUAUCUAUCUAUCUAUCUAUCUCUCAUACACACACAUAAUCUAUCUUUAUUUCACUAUUACUUACUCGUUUCCCGUAUCAUCAUCUCUGUCUCUUUCAGUAAUUAUCUGUAUCUUUCACGAUCUUUCUCUCGCUUUCACUCUCUCUCUCUCACUCGCUUUCUAUCUAUCUAUCUAUCUAUCUAUCUAUCUAUCUAUCUAUCUAUCUAUCGCUUAUUCUCUAUAUAUCUAUCUCUACAUUCUUCGUCUCUCUCUCUCUCUCUCUCUCUCUCUCUCUCUCAGUUUUACCGUAUGUUUUUCUCUGCCUGCUCGGAUACCCGCACUGUCUGUCCAUCUCUCUCUUUCUUUAUCUCUCUCUCUCUUUCUUUCUUUGUAUUACGUUGUAUCUCUAUUUCUCCCACAAGUCUGUUGCGAGCAGAUAUCAAUAUACAUUAG
Acanthosepion pharaonis is the source of this 720-nucleotide messenger RNA. NCBI's taxonomy places the organism in Eukaryota, Metazoa, Mollusca, Cephalopoda, Sepiida, Sepiidae. The record is from the annotation of a GenBank genome assembly.